This is a messenger RNA of Arabis nemorensis, 387 nucleotides long. The record is from the annotation of a GenBank genome assembly. Lineage: Eukaryota; Viridiplantae; Streptophyta; Magnoliopsida; Brassicales; Brassicaceae.
AUGGCGACGACGGCGAAGAAUAUGAAGGGUUUCUACAAGCAGACGAAAAGCAAUAUCACCGGAGGAAUCUCCAAGUCCAAAUCUUCUUCUUCCCGGAAAGUCUCUCCCAAUCCCAAACACGCGGUGACUCUAGCUUCUGAUGCUACGCAGCCCAAGGCGUUAAUUACUCACGACGGUUCCCUCGAUGUCAAUGAAGAUUAUGACAAGAACGAAGAGAUGCUCAGACAAUUUGACAUGGACAUGGCUUACGGUCCGUGUAUGGGAAUGACAAGGCUUGGUCGAUGGGAGCGUGCAAUGCGUCUAGGGAUGAAUCCUCCCAAUGAAAUUGAGAAGCUUUUGAAAACUGAGAAAGUCAAGCAAGAUUGUCUCUGGCAAGGUCGUGUCUAG